Messenger RNA from Ostertagia ostertagi, 441 nucleotides. The record is from the annotation of a GenBank genome assembly. Lineage: Eukaryota; Metazoa; Nematoda; Chromadorea; Rhabditida; Trichostrongylidae.
AUGACGACAUUAAAUAUGAUAUUCCAGAAAGCAUAUGUAUGUUGCGACCCGAUGAGGGCAAGUCCUGCGAUCGGACGGCAUCAGUUCGAUGGUUUUUUGACGAUCUCACUAACACCUGCCGUUCGUUUCUUUUCCGUGGUUGUGAUGGAAACUCCGAACAAUUUCCCUGUGCGGCAAAUGUGCAUGGAAUAUUGCGCUAGACCAGAGCUCUCAUGUCCCAGUGGUGCAGCGUUUCAUCGACAUCCUAACGGAGAGCUCCUUGAGUGCCAAUCGAAUGCUCAGUGUCCUUCCGACCACGAAUGCUUGAAACCGAUGUUCCAAGCGGUUGGCGAAGGGCGGUAUUGUUGCCCGACACGGCGGCACAUCUGUGAACAGCAGCCUGAUAAAGGAGAUGAUUGUGGACAAAGCGUCAUGAGACAAGCAUGUGCUGAUGCCUCUUAG